AUGCCUUCCCGCCGGAGGAGACGAGAACCAGCGAGCAAUGAGGCUACUGCUGCCAAGAAGAGUUGUUCACAUCAUUUGAAGAAAGAAGUCCCGACAGAAUUCAGCAAAAAGUGUUGUGUUUCUUGGUUUCACGAGUACACAGCGCCAAAUGAGGACGUCCUGGGUCCAGAAGGAAUGGAAAAGUUUUGUGAAGACAUCGGCGUGGAGCCAGAAAAUAUUGUCAUGUUGGUGAUUGCCUUCAAGCUUGGUGCAAAAAACUUGGGGUUCUUCACCUACGAUGAGUGGAUGAUGGGAAUGACAGAAUUACAGUGUGAUACCAUUGAGAAGCUACAGAACAGACUAGACUACCUAAGGGCUUUGCUAAAUGAGCCUCCAAUUUUUAAAAAUAUCUACAGAUUUGCAUUUGACUUUGCCAGGGAAAAAGACCAAAGAUGUAUGGAUAUUGACACAGCUAAAGCCAUGCUGUCAUUGGUAUUAGGGAAAAGCUGGCCUCUCUUCUCUUCUUUCCAUCAGUUUUUAGAGCAAAGCAAAUAUAAAGUGAUCAACAAGGACCAGUGGUGUAACAUCCUGGAGUUCAGCAGGACUAUCAAACCCAGCCUGGACAAUUAUGAUGAGGACGGAGCUUGGCCGGUGAUGCUCGAUGAGUUUGUUGAAUGGUCGAAAGAGGAACGGAAGAAAAAGGCUGACCAACUUUCAUUAUGA
Molecule: messenger RNA, 702 nt
Organism: Candidula unifasciata
Lineage: Eukaryota; Metazoa; Mollusca; Gastropoda; Stylommatophora; Geomitridae
Source: the annotation of a GenBank genome assembly